AUGGCAAUCAUUUCCAUCCAACAGUCCAGCAUUGGCUUACGAAGUUGUUAUUUUCGUUUAUCUGCUCAAACAUUGAUUACACGAACAAUUAGUUCAAAAGGUGCCAUUGAAAUUGAUGCAAAUAAACAUAUAUAUGCACAUCCAGACUAUACCAAUGAACUUUUCGAUUAUAAAACAUGUGGUAUAACAACAUUGUACGAAGUUAUUAAGCAUAGUGCGCAAGUUUAUGGUACUCGAGCAUUUCUCUCCUAUCGCAAUUCUUCCGAUCAAACAUUUCAAUCAUACACAUACAAUUUGCAUGAUCUACGAUUUAUUACGAAGCAUGCUAAACUUCAAUUGAUAUUUACCGAUAACAUGCAUCGUUUAAAAAAUCUGAUAGAGUGUCACGAAGAAACAUCUCCACUGAACACAAUUGUUAGUUUACAAAAGCCAACAGAUACAUUGCUUCGCAUGGCUCAAAUCAAAGGUCUUCGCAUCAUCACUUAUGAUGAAUUAGUUCGAAUAGGUCAAGCAUACCCGACAGAGCCGGAACCACCUAAACCGUCUGAUACAGCCGUGAUCAUGUACACCAGUGGAAGUACAGGUGAUCCAAAAGGUAAUUCAUACACUUACUUUGCUUGCCAUGAAAACAAAACACGAAGUUCUAUGAUUGCAUUACUUUGA
Molecule: messenger RNA, 663 nt
Organism: Rotaria sp. Silwood2
Lineage: Eukaryota; Metazoa; Rotifera; Eurotatoria; Philodinida; Philodinidae
Source: the annotation of a GenBank genome assembly